CGCUGGGAGAAAUCACAAUACAAUUGACUUGGGUAUUAGGAUCUUUGAUGUAACAGACCAUAUAAAGUUCCCCAUUCCCUCACCAAUUCCCUGUGAAGCUCGGCACCAGUUUCUGCAUUGUCUUACAGAAUGGCUGGAGAACAUGCCUACGAUGAUUUUGAGAACUUCAAUCUUGACAAUGAACAAAAACAGCAACGGACUAAGUGGAUUCCAGGUAGCCGAUUUAAGUCAGUCUUCUCCGGAAUGGGGUUGUUGCUCCUAAUCUUCAUCCUUCUGUGUGUUAUCCUUAUUCUUCUGAUCACUGGAGUCAUUAAAUGUUCAGAGACCAAUGAGACAGUGGAGGAGUUUCAGUCGCAGGUCCAGAUGCAGGUCUCUCACGCACUGAAUAAUGUUUCAGACAAAUCAGAACUGAAGGAACUCGAGCUGCGUAUUCGAAAUGAAGUGACACAGUUGGGUGAAAGAGUUUUGGCAGAGUUAACAAAGAACACCGUUAAUUUAAUCAACUCCGUGACCAGCAAACUGGAAAUGUUACCAGAACCUGCGUGUCAGAACCUUCAGUGCCCUCGCCAUUGGAUACACUUCAAUGACAGCUGUUACUACUAUUCAACUGAAAAAGCCUCCUGGAACUCGAGCAGUUUGUACUGUUCCCUCCGCGGGGCCCACCUUCUGGUCGUUAACAGUGUUUAUGAGCAGCAUUUUGCUACCCUGGAAACACAGUCCAAGAGAUUCUGGAUUGGCCUGAGCGAUCACAUUGGUAAGAAUAAAUGGCAAUGGGUCGAUGGCACAGAUUACAACACAACACCAAAAUUCUGGAUGCCGGGAGAACCAAACAGCCAUCUUGAAGGCUGUGCUCACCUGUGGAUGGAUGGGUUGUGGAACGAUGCCCCAUGUACUGUGGAAGAUUACUUCAUCUGUGAAAUUGAGGCCCAGCAUUAAGCAUGUUGCCAAGUCUGGUGCACUGUGGCUAUUGAGCAUUUGGAAUGUGAAAGCACUAACUACUUUGUACCUCUCUGCUCAGCUCUAUUUGCAUUUAUAUAGCACCUUUCAUCACUCCCCGAUAUUGCAAAGCUCACAGCCAGUGAAGCACUUCUGAAAUGUAGUCACUGUUGUAAUGUAAGAAAUGUGGCAGCCAAUUUACAUACAGCAAGCUCCCACAAACAGCAAUGUGAUAAAUGUACAGAUAAUCUGUUUUUGCAAUGUUGAUUAAUGGUUAAGUAUUGGCCAAGGACACCCAGGAGAGCUCCCCUGCUCCUCUUUGAAAUAGUGGCGUGGAAUCUUUGAGAUUUUACACUGAAGUCACAGCACCUGAUCAGGAGACUCCACCCAUAUCCCCGCCCUGUCUAUCACACAGAAAUUCAACCUGAAUGUGCUUCACAUUGUUGUGGGUCCCAUCCCAUCAUUGACUAUAUUCAUCUUUCGUCUGCAUUACAGCAACAGCGUGGCACAGCAAGGCAACGUUAGCAGGGUGACCGGGAAAGAGCAGGAGGGAUAUGAGACUAGUUAAAUAGCCCUUUCAAAUAGCUGGCACAGGCAUGGUGGGUGAAUGACCCCUUUCUGUUGCUGAAUGAUUUUAUGAUUCUUUUUAUUUUGUGUUCUGACAAGUUUUGUAAAGCUUCGCUCAACAUUUAUGAUGUGAAACUUCUGAAUAAAGUAAAAGUUUUGGAGUUC
Carcharodon carcharias (great white shark) is the source of this 1668-nucleotide messenger RNA. RefSeq names its product asialoglycoprotein receptor 1-like. The transcript is spliced from 8 exons. Lineage: Eukaryota; Metazoa; Chordata; Chondrichthyes; Lamniformes; Lamnidae. Bases 130 to 936 code for a protein of 268 amino acids. The record is from RefSeq and is a predicted model, not a curated record.